CUGUCUGUUGUAGGCAGACGGUGAGUUGAUGUUUUCAUUGAAACCUGACUCCCCCCCAGCUUGAUCUAAAAGUGACACAUUGGGGCAGGAUUAAUUGGGAUGUUUUCAUCCCUGCCUGGUGGCUAAUUGCACUGUGACUGUCUUUGUGAAUGGAACAUCCAGCCAACGCAGCCUACUCCUUCUUUCCCCUCCCCCUCUUCCUUAUGCAGUGCCAACACAGGUGCCAAGAUCCAUCACAUCAGUCCCUUCUUCUGACCAGUAGCAUGUACUUUCCUGUCUCUUUAUGGCGCACAACCACUCAACGAACCGGUAAACAGGUUGUGUGUUCCAGCCCCCACUCUCACCUCGCCUUGCCUCCCUCUUACCCCCGCCUCCUCUGCGUAAUACAAACCUCGUGAUCACCCAUUCAGUUCUGCAAGCGUCUGCCUCUUUGGGAAAUAAUAAGGCGAGGAGCCGAGGCGGGGGGCAGGCAGGUGUUGUGGAAGUUAAAACCGGCCAGGAAGAGCGGGCGGGGAGAUUGUGGCUGGCGGUCCACCGGUCCCGGCUGAUCCCGCAAGAGUAAACCCUCAUCCCUCAGGAAUGCGAUCUGGAAAUCCGGUGCACGCAGUGUUUGUGGAGAUUUAGUGUUGUACAGGUCUGCAGUACACUAGUGCCUCUCCUCCUCCUCCUCAUCAUCAUCAUCCUGUGUUGGACCACAAGCAUCCUGGUGUGGCAAGGCCAGUAAAGAUGGGCCGGAGGCUGGACUUGUCAGGCCUGACAGAUGACGAGGCUGAACAUGUGCUAAAAGUUGUCCAACGGGACAUGAAGCUGAGAAAAAAGGAGGAGGAUCGGCUAAGUGAGAUGAAGCAGGAGCUGGCGGAGGAAGGCAGCAGAUGCUCCAUCCUCUCCAAGCAGCAUCGUUUCAACGAGCACUGCUGCAUCCGCUGCUGCGUGCCCUUCACCUUCCUGCUCAACCCCAAGCGUGAGUGCCUGGACUGCCAGUACAACGUGUGCAAGACCUGCUGCAACUACAACAAGAAGGACAAAGCCUGGCUGUGCUCCGCAUGCCAGAAGGGCAGGAUUUUGAGGACACAGUCCCUGGAAUGGUAUUACAACAAUGUGAAGAGGCGCUUCAAGAGGUUCGGCAGCGCUAAGGUUUUGAAGACACUAUAUAGGAAGCACAUUAUAGAGAGAGGAGCGCUAUCUGAUCUCCCAGAAAGCAGCAUCCACGAGGGAAGUUUCGGCAAUGACAACGAUGGCAGCAUAUGUGGCAGUGACUCGGUCUUCUACAAACAGAGUGAAGGACACAGCAUGGCUGAGACACUCACUGUUGCCUUGCGCGUUGCUGAGGAAGCCAUAGAGGAAGCCAUUGCCAAAGCAGAGGAGUUCAGCGACAGUUUGGAGAAGCAAAAUGAGGCUAGGUAUCUGCGGGAUCACAAAGAAGAGCUCAUAGAAGAACUUGCCACAACCAUUGUACAAAAGAUCAUCCAGAGGAGGAAGCGCUCAGAGAUGCAGACAGAGUAUGACUUUGUCUGGCCUCAGCCUCAGUCCCUGAUUCAGACCAGUGAACAAGCCUCACCCUCACAACCCCAGACGUCUUCACAAGGACCUUCGGACGCACUCAAGUCAUCCUUCAGCCUCUCGCGCUCACGCUCAGCCUUCUCCCUCACCAGUGACGACUCUCCCGAGAAAAUUCCUCAAGACGAGGCUGUCGGCGCGGGUGGUAGCCUACAAGAGUACUCCUCUCUGAAGAGGGAGGCUAAAGCCACGUCCCUGCCUACCUGGAAGAGCGUCGACCGUCUGGACAAUUCCAGUGCAUCUUCAGUCCUCCAAAGUCCAGACGGCAACUGGCUCGCUCUCCACAGCUCUCAACUGUCUCGUCCCAGCCUCCUCACCAAGAGGAAGAGCCUGGUGUUCAGCGUCUUGGAGAAGGAGUCCGGCGUCAUCUCUGCCUACGACGAAAUGGGUUCUGACUCUGAGGAGGGCGACCAAGGCAGCUGGGGAGCAGCAUUGCAACAGUUCCGCCGUAAACUGUCCGAUGAGACCUACUACACGGACUCCCAGCAUGACCCCGAAUGGACAUAUACGCAGCAUCUGCCCGUGACCUCACCUUCCUCUGGCCAGUAUACCAACACGGAGACUCUCAAUUCUGACUCAGAGGCGUCAUCGGCGCGGUCCUCGUGUCCCCAGAAACCGCCUCAAGGUCUGCUUAGGAAGAAAGGACUGUCAGACACGCAUCUUCACCCUUACCACCAACCACUCUACCACCAAAACCUACACCAAAACCUCUCUCCAUAUCCGCUUCUCUCAGGGGCGCUGGAUGUGAACUUUAACCCCCAGGUAAUGGGUGACAGCAGCGAGGCGGAAGAAAGGCAAAAUGACCCGGUCAGAAGGUCACGGCGGCGCCGUAAAAGCAAGAGAGAUUCAUCCAAUGAGAGCAGGCCCGGGAGUCAGAACUACAAACAGUCCAUUCAGGAGAGGAGUGGUUUUCUUCUGAAUGAUCUACUGAAAAGGGGGCUAAGUGAAGACCAACCUGUUCCUGACUCUGCGCCAAUGAGCAUAGCCGCACCGGAAGCCUUCAAAUUCGAUGCCAUCACCCCCGAAUCCCAAGACUUGGACAAAGUCAUCCUGAAUUCAAAGGACCCGAGUAGCCCACAUUCACCAGACUCUCUGGCUCCAGGGCCCCACCUGACCAUUUUGGGACCCAUGUCUGGAAAGCCUCUGAAGGAAGAACUCCAAUCUAGGAUUAGUAAACUGGUCAGGAGCCGCACCAACAGCAGAGAGAGCAGCUCGUCUGAGGAGGAGCUCAUGGAGAAACACAGUGGCAGACAAAAGCUGAAAGACUCGGAAAGGGAGAAUCCAAGGUUAAGUUUUAGAUUGAGGGAAAAAGCGGGUGAACCAGCUGGUCAAGUGACUGGUCAAGAGAUAAGUGAGAGGUCAAUAAAAAGUCCGCCACUGAGUGGAGAAGGCCGGGUGAAGGAGAGGAGGUCGGAGAGGAGAGGGGGCAGUUUGGAUGAGGUUGCAGAUGAGAAGGAGCAGAAAAGAGGGGAGAGAAGAAAAAACAAGAGACAGCACAGGCGAGAUUUGGAGAAGGAGAUGACAGAAUGGAGGAGCGCUUCCAGUGCUGCCAGCUCACCUGCCGUUACGCCAUCCUCCCAGGAUGUGGUGCUGUCCGACAACCAGAAGUACUCGGCGGCCUCUCUCUGCAGCAUCACCACAGAGGUGUUGAAGGUUUUGAACGCCACCGAGGAGCUGAUCAGUGAGGCAGGAGGGGAUAGCUGCACGCCCUCAGACACUCAGAGCCUGUCCACCAUCUCCAGCAGCUCUGAGACCCGCAGACUGGACCAGAGGCUCACCAAAAUGGAGGAGAAUGUUUACCUGGCUGCUGGUGCCGUGUAUGGCCUCGAGGGUGCACUUGGUGACUUGGAGCAGUGUGCCCGCAAUAUCAGCAGUGGGACCACUGACACAGAGCUGGCUUUCCUGGAAGACCAGGUGGCUACUGCUGCUGCGCAGGUCCAACAAUCUGAAAUGCAGAUAUCCAACAUUGAGGCCAGGAUAUCGGCUCUUAAAACAGCAGGGUUAAAUGUGACUGUGUGCAAUCACAUUUCCAAGUUCAAGCCAACAGCAAAGCCACAAACCCUGGACUCUUCACGCCAUCAGAGGAGGAAGCUGCCAGCCCCUCCACUCAAAGAUAAGAUGGAGCCAGAACAGUCAGUGAAAGUCCUUCGGCCGUAGUGUCGAUCAGAAAGGAGCAGCAGCACAAGUCCCUCAGGGCCACAAACCAGAGCCCUGUGGACAAGGCCCCCCCCCCCCCCACACACACACACACCCUCCCUCUCACCCACUCAUCCAGUGCCUUGACUCAGCGUCCGCCUCCAGCUCCACCCCAAACAGGAGCCUCCACCUGCCCUGUUGCGGCCCCCAAAGCACUCAGCCCUUUCAUGCCAUUGAUGGGAUGUUAUAGCAAAGAUAAGUGGACAAUCUGUGUCUCUGCCUUAAAACCUCUCAAUAACACUCUGUGUGCGGAUAUAUAACUUUAUUAUCGACCGUGACUAGGAUAGACAAUGUCAUUACACUAUCUAAUACUAACAAUUGUAAGACAUUUACCCACAGUUCAGGCUGGAAUGUCCCAUGGGUCCUGGGUAUGAAGCCCCCUUCAAGAUUUCAUGAAUGAUUGUUCUUUUGCACACACGCAGCUAUCAGAUGAUAAUUCCCAUUCCGGGGGGACAAUUAGCAUUUUAUCAUCAUUCCAGGAAGUGGGAAAUAUCCUGGUUGGACCUUCCGAGGUUGACAUCAAAACAUUGUAGUAACAACAAUAAAUAAAUGUGACUGAUGACCCAAACAACUGCAGAUAAAUAUAUUUUACGUAAUCUUUUCCUAUUUGCAGAGGCUAUGGAUCAGGCCCGGUCCUAGAUAGAAAAAAAAUCUUUGACACAGCCACUAAAUAAGUUAAUAAUUAUUGAUAGGCACAUGAGCCACAAGAAUGUGGCAAACCACUACUUUUCUAUUAUGGGGUGCAUUGGUCUGUCUCAAUGAAGCGCCUCUCCUCACUUCAACACACUUCCAAGACACCACAAGAUGGCCCCAAAGUAAUUAUUUGUAUUAGACGAGGCUUUGGCCUGAACUCCAAAAAUAACAAAUAGGUGGUGUUAAUUUUUGUGUGAAUAACAAAAAAAUCUGCAAAAAUAGAUCCAUUCAGGAGAAGCAAUUCACAGGUAGGGGGUAACACUGCCAUUGCGUUUGAUAUUCACAAUGGGCGCCGGAGUUGUGAUAUCACAUUUCAGUGUACCUGUACACUAAAUUCUUCCAAACUCAACUCUCAUUCCAAUACACAUUUCCAAGGUCAGAAAUGUGCAUCUUAUCCAUGACCAAAGGGUCUGUUGUCAUUGUUAUCAUAUCGCAAAAACAAACUAGUCGCAAAGCAUUUUGGUGCUCAUCUCUUAUCUUUUGUGGAGCUUUAGAUGAGAGUUCUAGCCAGUAGCUUAGCUUCUUGAAACCAACAAAAUAAAAUAUUCCUCUAAAUAUUGAACUACUAGCUUGGUGCACAUAUAUAGCUUAAAUUUCUAUUCUAUUUUCUCAUUGUUAGCACAUUGUGUUAAGAGAGAAGCAAGAAGUCUAUUAAUGUAAUAUCUUGUGACACCACAUUCUCUCAUCUAAUGUUCUUCUAGAAUGCAAAUAAGAGUUUUUACCAAAAUGUUCAAGAUUAAUUAAACAGUACCCGCAGGUGACAUACUAAUGAGUGAUUACCGAAGGUGCACACUAUCACGUUAAUGAAUCAACAAGAAACUACGAUCGUCUGGCCUUCAUCUUUAGUGUGAAGGUGAAAUACGAGCCAGCCAUCCAUUGCAGUGUUCUCUUCUUCUACUCUCAUUUUCUCUGACUUUUCAACUUAGUGGCCUUUUGUUUGAGCGGGAUAUUUUUCUGUCCGAACUUUCAUGUCACAUUUAGAUUUUAGCGGGCAGAUUUUACCAGUCAUGAAACCACAGUUUUUGUUUCAUGCAAUUUAUUUUUGUACUUCUAGGACAUUUUUUAAAUGCAUAUCGCAAAUAAGAGAGCUUCAUUUUCCCCUCAGUGGUUCAGAUUCCAAGUGCUUUCAGUGUAUGCCUGCAUUUAAAACUUUGAGGACAAUGUUAUAAUGGGGAAAUAAGGCUAUCAUGAUUCUUAUUUGACAUGACAAUAUUGCUUUUUUUUUUUUCGUUUUUCUUUCCUCAUUCCAGCCAUUAGAAUUUCACGAGUGCAGCAUUGAUUUCUUGACUGGCGGGUGGAAAAUGGAAAAAAUAGGGCGCAAUCCAUCUGCCUCUGUGCACUUGCUCCACCUCUUGUUGUGAGCGACACCUCCUUGCAACCUUUUCAUGUAUUUUUGCACAUAAAUCCCAUCUUUUGCCAUUCUUGGAGUCAUAUAUAAAAGCAUGUUUGUGAUGUACAAAUGCCAUGAGAAGCACAGUUAAAAGGGUCCAAUCUGUGUCCUGUAUUUUUGUACAAAUCUCAUCUCCGAAUUUAAUAUACAGUAUGUAUAUGUAUGGACUAAAAAAAAUGGAUAUGCUAUAAUGUGUAUAUUGACCAAUCAUAGUUUAAUCAUUUUUCAAUGUAGUAUAACACUGACUUCACACGGGAAUUUAUGGAACUAUGUCCCACGUUAAUAGUACAAUUGAUAAAGCAUCACUCGUUUGCUGUUUAAAUCCUGUGUGACUGACAAGAUUGAAGUUUACCGUGCGCAGUGCCACAUCCACUUUAUGUCCAGUUGUUUGUUGCAAUCUGUCACAUUGGGGAAAAUAAUACCAUGCCAAAAAAAAAGUAUUCAUUAAAUGUGCCACCUUACACCUGGCGAAAGAUGUAUUAUGAAGGAAAUAAAAUUUGCAACUUGAAACAC
Syngnathoides biaculeatus (alligator pipefish) is the source of this 6349-nucleotide messenger RNA. RefSeq names its product myosin VIIA and Rab interacting protein b (gene myripb). The transcript has 18 exons. Gene Ontology annotation, cellular component: cortical actin cytoskeleton. NCBI's taxonomy places the organism in Eukaryota, Metazoa, Chordata, Actinopteri, Syngnathiformes, Syngnathidae. Gene Ontology annotation, molecular function: small GTPase binding; actin binding; myosin binding. Bases 727 to 3714 code for a protein of 995 amino acids. The record is from RefSeq and is a predicted model, not a curated record. Gene Ontology annotation, biological process: intracellular protein transport.